Messenger RNA from Anopheles maculipalpis, 1254 nucleotides. RefSeq lists its product as uncharacterized. The record is from RefSeq and is a predicted model, not a curated record. The transcript has a single exon. Lineage: Eukaryota; Metazoa; Arthropoda; Insecta; Diptera; Culicidae. The coding region runs from base 1 to 1254 and encodes 417 amino acids.
AUGGAUUUCGGGCUAACUGGCUCCGAUCUGCGCCGAAUGUGGUUCGAUCUCGAAAAUGGCCGCCCUGGGGACUGUACCUUUUUGCUCGACGACGGUUCAACCAUCGAAAUGCAUCUGUACGUAAUGGAGUUCAUUUCGCCGCAGCUGUUUUCGAUGGCGACCGCAAUGGCGAGCGUAUCGCGCAACUCCAUAUUCGUCCGUCUGCGCUACAUCGGGCGUGGAAAUUUCCUCAAACUGCGGCAGUACAUAUACGCCGGCAUGGUGGCCGUCAUGGGCUGUGAAAUGUUUUCCCUGCUGGUUGACGGCAUGAUGCUGAAGGUGUUUGAUCUGGGCGUGAUGAACCGGGCGCUCCAAUACUUUAGCACCCAGUCCAAAUUCUUCCUGGUGUACAGGAAUGAAUUUAACGAAUCGCUGGUGAUACCGUCGACGUACUUUGGCGAAACGACCCAAGAUUGGGACAUCAGGUACGAGUGUCUAAUGGCAGGCAUGGCCUUCCCGACCGAUCACCCUAACCCGGGACCACCACCGUCUGCUGCGCAGGCCAACGUGCAACCUCAGCCCGAGGACGAUGUGAUCACGAUUGAGUCGGAUUCGGAUGUGCCGAACGAUAGUCCGAUUACCAUUUCCGAUUCCGAUUCGGAGGAUGUUGCGUCUUCGGAUGAGUAUGAUACCCGCACGAUGUCAACGGCCGUUUCGGACGCGGACGAACCAGUAGCGGUCAAUACUGAAGUGCCCGAACUCACCUCUGUUUCGUCUGACUCUGCUACACCCAACACCGGAGAGCAUAAUGCAGCGCCGCCAUCGCCGAUUUUGUUUGAUAACCUUAUGAGACAGUAUCUGGAGAUACGUAUACAGCCACCGUCAUCUGACGACGAUUCUACACUGCACAGCAACGAGAGCGUUAUUACGCAGAAACAUACGGUCUGCGCAAAUUCGGAUGCGGAUAAUCAAUACGAUGAGUUAACGAUCGAUACGGCUACUACAGCCGAGACGGGUACACCAUCACCCGGCUCCUCUGACACAUCGGGUGAGAUGCAACAGGAAAUUGUAGAGAACAAUCCCAACAACCAGGACACAGACGCUGGCACUCCUGACGAUGAUGAUGAUGAAUUCCCGAAACAGCAUGCGAACCAUGAGAUCAUGUACGCCAGACGCAGCCUUCCGCUGCCCUUUAUUCAGUAUGAGGCAUGCUUGUCGGACAUCGCUGAGGACAACUUGUCCAACAAUGGCAACGAUACCGAUGGCGAUCUGUAA